Molecule: messenger RNA, 1495 nt
Organism: Sturnus vulgaris (Common starling)
Lineage: Eukaryota; Metazoa; Chordata; Aves; Passeriformes; Sturnidae
Source: RefSeq, a predicted model, not a curated record
UUCAGAGCUCAUCUAGAGCAUUUUAAUGUUUUGAGCACUUGCACUCUUCUCUUCACUCUCUUCCUGCUAUUGUCUGAAGGCUGGAUUUUGUUUCUGUCUCCCUCCAAACAGCAGUAGUUACUUGCUCAAAGUGUUGCAGGUUACUGCAAAGCCUGGAGGAGUCUGAACUCAUUCUGUUCAAGGCUCAGGGUACACCCUUGUGUUCCUGAGGCAAAGACUAAAAGGAAGACACCAAUUUGUCUGUUUUAAUUUUUUACCAGGAGUCUUUGCAAUGGAUGAUGGAGCAGAGUCUCUGAUGAUUGUGCAUCUCCUCACCCACUUGGGACACUCAUUUCCCCUGCAGCAAACUCUGGAUCGGCUUUUGGAGUGGCUCUGCCUGGACAUUCGCCUUUUCCUGGUGUCUGAGCGAGUUCCUCCACUGAAAUACUACGACAGACACCGCAAGAGGAGCUGCAGCUUUCCUGGAAUAUCCGUCCUCCUUUUUCUGCACGAGGGCUUGGGAGAAGAGCGGAUUUUCCAGGUCCAUGAGGAAUUCCAGCGCCCUCCCUGGCGGUACCAGCGUGCCCAGUUUGCCAAUGGGCAAAGCUUCCCCCAUGGCCCAGGCCAGCAGGACUUCUAUGGCCUGGGUGAGCAGCUGCCCGUGUGGGGCAUCAGGCGGGUGCCCUGCGGCCCCGAAAUCCUGCGGGUCACCCUCUCCUGCAGCUUUGAUAACUACGAGGACGCAGUGAGGCUCUAUGAGAUGAUCCUGCAGAGAGAAGCCACCCCGCAGAACAGCACCUGGUGUGUCUUCACGCUGCACUCCGCUCCCCACGUGGCCGUGCAGCUGUGCCUGAAGCAGUUGCCCAUCGGGGUGGUGGCCGAGCCCAGGGACUCGGCAGCCCUGCAGUUCAGGGUGCGGGAAAUCGGGCAGCUGGUGCCCCUGCUGCCCAACCCCUGCGCUCCUAUCAGCAGCACCAGGUGGCAAACACAGGACUACGAAGGAAAUACAAUUCUGCUCAAGGUUCAAAGCAGCUCCAGGACCCUUGAAACAAACAUCGGGUUUUCCCAGCAGCAUAAUAAUACAGGCAGUAGAAAAAUCCCGCAGGACUGUGUGCCAGCCCCUCUCCCUGUACAGCAGGGUAAUCCUAGGCGGAGAAGCCAGGAGGUCAGAGGUCUGAAAGGUAAAACAGAAUCUGACCCGAGUGAUGUCCUGGUCUCUGAGCAAGCCGGCAGUGACCUCCAGAGGCUCUCCUGCUCUGCUCCCGGGGUGCCAGCAGCCCGGCCGUGCUGGGAAGCGGCGUCGCUCCGCAGGCAGGGCAGCAGGCUGCAGGCUCCUGUCCCCGACAGCCGCCGGCACCGCGGCACAGAGACCGACGUGGACACCGGGCUGGCUCUGUCCAAGUGCGCAGGAAGAGUUGAACCAACAGUAAAACCUCGCCAGCUCUGCUCACUUGGGUCCUACAACUUAAAUGCAGUGCGCAAAAGUUUAAGCAGCAGCUUCGCUGAUCGGACUUAG